This is a messenger RNA of Symbiodinium necroappetens, 695 nucleotides long. NCBI's taxonomy places the organism in Eukaryota, Dinophyceae, Suessiales, Symbiodiniaceae. The record is from the annotation of a GenBank genome assembly.
GACGACAAGGACAAGAAGGACAAAAAGGACAAGAAAGAGGAGGAUGACAAGAAGGAUAAGAAGGACAAGAAAGACGCCAAAGAUAAGAAAAAGAAGAAAGAUGCGGUGCAGCUCAACCAGAAAGAGAAGCUGCAGGUGCAAAACCUGAUCAAGAACAUGAUCUACGGAGAGUCCGGCAAGAACAAGACGAUCACCACCGGAUGGGUGAACUUGGUGGAUGAGAAAGACAUUCCCAGGUUGACUCCCUGGGAGUUCCAGCUGGCGCACAUCAUGCGAACGUCCAUGGCGCUGGAGUACAGCGCCAAGAAGAAGAAGGAGGUUCCCGACCUCAACCUCUACUACGAGAUGUGCCAGUCCUUAGCCGACGCCAUCGGCCUCAUCAAGAAGCAGUACUCCUUUGAGUUCCCACAGAACUCCCUGGAGGAUAUCUUGCCGCUACAGGACGCCCUGGCCCUGCAGACUCGCUUCCGCGAGGGCUCCGUGGCAGGGGCCAAGUUCGAUCUCCUGUGGUACCUCCAGAAUGGCGCCCAUCUGCUGGCUGGCAGUGGCUUCGCCAAGAAGCACCGCACCACGGUCUUCAAGCCGUUCAAGAUCCAGGAGCUGAUGAUCGAUGCCAUCCUCCAGCCAGGACCGCAGCUGGUCUUCGGCAUCGCACCGCCUGGCACGGGCAAGACCGCCGUCGUGUCUCACAUUCU